Dromaius novaehollandiae (emu) is the source of this 948-nucleotide messenger RNA. RefSeq names its product olfactory receptor 9G19-like. Gene Ontology annotation, molecular function: olfactory receptor activity; odorant binding; G protein-coupled receptor activity. Lineage: Eukaryota; Metazoa; Chordata; Aves; Casuariiformes; Dromaiidae. Gene Ontology annotation, cellular component: membrane. The coding region runs from base 1 to 948 and encodes 315 amino acids. The record is from RefSeq and is a predicted model, not a curated record. The transcript has a single exon. Gene Ontology annotation, biological process: G protein-coupled receptor signaling pathway; sensory perception of smell.
AUGGAAGAAAGAAAUCACAGUACAGUCACUAGCUUCAUCCUCCUGGGGUUCACCACUGACCCAACGCUGCAGCUUCUCUUGUUUGUGGUGUUCACAAUUGUCUACAUCAUUAGCCUUACCGGAAACAUCACCCUGCUUGUGUUAAUAUGCAGCAGCUCACGGCUCCAUACCCCAAUGUACUUUUUCAUUGGGAACUUGUCCUUCCUGGAUCUCUGGUAUUUCUCUGUCUAUACCCCCAAGAUCCUGGCAAACUGUGUCUCUGAGGACAAGAGCAUCUCCUUUGAAGGGUGCGCAACUCAAUUCUUCUUCUCUGCUGGCUUGGCCUAUACUGAGUGCUACCUGCUGGCAGCAAUGGCCUAUGAUCGUUACAUGGCCAUCUCUGACCCACUGCUCUAUGCUGCUGCCAUGUCCAAGAAGCUGUGCGUGGGGCUGGUGGUCGCCUCCUAUCUCAGUGGUUUUGCCAACUCCACAAUCAUUACCAGCCACACGUUCACCCUCAGCUUUUGCGAUGCCAGCGUCAUUGAUGACUUCUUCUGCGACCUGCCCCCGCUAGUGAAGCUCUCCUGCAAUGUGCCAGACAACUACCAUGCGGUCCUGUAUUUCAUCUUGGCCUCCAAUGUCAUCCUCCCCUCCGCAUUCAUCGUCGCUUCCUAUGCCUCCAUCUUGGCUGCCAUCCUGAAGAUCCGCUCGGCUGAGGGACAGCGCAAAGCCUUUUCCACCUGUGCUGCCCACCUCACAGCCGUCACCCUCUACUACGGCUCCAUCCUCUUCAUUUAUUCACGACCCAGCUCUUCCUACGUCCUGCGGAGGGACAAGGUGGUCUCUGUGUUUUACACAGUAGUGAUCCCCAUGCUGAAUCCCCUGAUCUACAGCCUGAGGAACAAGGAUGUGAAGGACGCGCUGAGGAGACUAGUGAAGAGAGAAAGUUUCUUAGUAGAAGAAAAUUAG